CACCUCUGUCAGACCUUUUUAGAGUGUGUGAGUGUGUGCAGAUUUAUUAAAAGGCUUAAGUAAGGUUUUAGUAAGGCUCCAGGACUAUUCUCCUGUGCCUUUAUUUAUGGCAGCUUUGGUGUAGUGGGGGACUAACAGGUAGCAAAUUCUAGUUUACUUCUAUUGGAGUGAAAGCUCAGUGUUUCCUGUUUCAGUCAUGGUGCUUUUUUUUAAUUUUUUUUUCCACCUUGUAUGAAUUGCUUGGAAAACAAACACUGACCUCAAGGAAAUGUGUUCCAAGGCGUGGGAAAAGAGGAAGGGUUUUGCAUCUUGUGAAGGAAGAGGGAGGAGAAUUUGGGUUGGUUCCCCCCCUUUUCUUUCGUGCUGAGCAGAAACAAAGGCAAGAUACAUUCUCCAUGGAUCUUUAUGCUUCAUGCCACAUACUAUGAAGUCUCAGGCAAAGGAAUGAGAUUAAGAAGAUUAUCAACAAAAUACAGAACAGAGAAGAUCUACCCAACAGCCACUGGAGAAAAAGAAGAAAAUGUUAAAAAGAAUAGAUACAAGGAUAUAUUGCCAUUUGAUCACAGCAGAGUUAAACUGACCUUAAAAACUCCCCCACAAGAUUCAGACUACAUCAACGCAAACUUUAUUAAGGGAGUACAUGGGCCAAAAGCAUAUGUUGCUACCCAGGGGCCCCUAGCCAAUACAGUCAUAGACUUCUGGAGGAUGAUAUGGGAAUACAACGUUGCUAUAAUUGUAAUGGCCUGUCGAGAAUUCGAAAUGGGAAGGAAAAAAUGUGAGCGCUACUGGCCUCUGUAUGGAGAAGCAGCUGUAACUUUUGGACCAUUUCGUGUUUCUUGUGAAGCUGAGCAAGCAAGAACAGAUUACUUCAUUAGAACAUUAUUACUUGAAUUUCAAAAUGAGACUCGUAGUGUCUAUCAGUUUCAUUAUGUUAACUGGCCUGACCAUGAUGUCCCUUCAUCUUUUGAUUCUAUUCUGGACAUGAUCAGCUUGAUGAGAGAAUACCAGGAACAUGAAGAUGUUCCUAUUUGCAUACACUGCAGUGCAGGAUGUGGAAGAACAGGAGCCAUCUGUGCCAUAGAUUAUACAUGGAAUUUACUUAAAGCUGGGAAAAUACCUGAAGAAUUCAAUGUAUUUAAUUUAAUACAGGAAAUGAGGACACAGAGGCAUUCUGCAGUGCAAACAAAGGAGCAGUAUGAACUUGUCCAUCGAGCCAUAGCACAACUGUUUGAAAAGCAACUGCAAAAAUAUGAAAGUUGUGCAGACUGGAAGAUUGCAGAUGGAGUGGAUGAAAAUAAUACAGAAAAUGCUGUCAGUUCUUCAGAUGCUGAGAAACAGGACUCUCCUCCACCAAAGCCUCCACGGACCCGCAGUUGCCUUGUAGAAGGAGAUGCUAAAGAAGAAAUCUUGCAGCCUCCAGAGCCUCAGCCAGUACCACCAAUCCUAACACCAUCUCCCCCAUCAGCUUAUCCAACAGUCACUACGGUGUGGCAGGACAAUGACAGAUACCAUCCUAAGCCAGUUUUGCACAUGGUUUCAUCAGAGCAUUCAACAGACCUCAACGAGAAUUAUAAUAAGUCCACAGAACAUUCAGGGAAGAACCAACCCAGCGAACACACAGAGAAGAGGCUGGAGCGCAACUUAAGUUUUGAGAUCAAGAAGGUACCUCUUCAGGAAGGACCACGAAGCUUUGAUGGGAACUCCCUGUUGAACAGGGGACAUGCAAUUAAAAUUAAGCCUGUGUCGUCCUGUGUAGCUGAUAAGAGCUUUAAGCCACAGGAACAGAUUUCAGGGGAUUCAUUUGUAGAUGCUUCUCAAAACUCAUGUAUGGAGUACAGCGUGCCACAGUCUAACACAGCCUUAAUAUCUUCAGCAGAAGAUCUGCAGAGUCAGCAGGUGUCUGAUACCCCAGCCAGACCAGAUCGUCUGCCUCUGACAGAAAAGGGACAUGCCACGUGGUCACUACAUGGGCCUGAAAAUGCACUGCGUAUGUCUGUGUCUGAAGAGCUGUCUUCAGACACCUUGUGUCAGGGUGUUAAAACUCUCUCUCUAGUAUCAAACACCCCAGCUGAACAUCCUUGCAGUGAUACUGUUGAUCAUACUCCUCUUUCUGUUCGAGCACCCCUGUGUUUUACUAAUCCUCUCCAUGCAGAUGAUUCUGACACGGAUGAGGUGGACUUUGACAGAGCCAUGAGCAAAAGCGCAUCCAAUGUGUCAACCGCAAGUGCCACAGUCUCUGCUGCCACUAAUACUGAAAACACUUCUGCCAGAAAAGUAUUGCCAAUGUCUAUUGCUAGGCAAGACUUAACAGCUGUAACGUGUUCUGAAGAUGGCAAAGAUGCCGAAGCUAGUGAAGAUUCCUCUCCCCCGCUCCCAGAAAGAACACCAGAAUCAUUUGUAUUAGCAAGUGAACAGAGCACACCCUUGCUGAAGCCAGUUCUGAUUGCACAGUCGGAGUGGAGCGUGUUGCGUGAUCAGCACCUGCCUGAGCAAACAGCCUCCACAGGUUUGAAAACAACUUCACCUAUACUACCUGAUCGUCCAGAACGAAGCAACAAAACACCAACUGACGUUUUACCUCAGAUUUCUUUUUCUGCUUCCACUGAUACAAGAAGUCAAAUUUCAGAAUUUCCUGCAGAAGUAACAGAUAUUGGUUUUGGUAACCGCUGUGCAAAACCCAGAGGACCAAGAGAGCCACCCUCAGAAUGGACAUGAUCCAAGAACCAAUGGACAUUCUAUUGAUAAAUUAUACUGGAAAACUCAAGUGCCACUGAGAACUAGAGAAAUAGCGUUCCACUAUCCUGGGGGGCAACUAACACAGAGCAGUGUAGAUCUAAUUAUCAAUGGUACAUUCUUGCAGUGCAUCCCAUGCAAAACCUGACACAGGUUCACAACAGUGGAUUCCAGUAUUACAACCUUUUGCUGGGGCCAUCUACCUGCCUUACUACACUUAGGAGAAAGUAUUACAUAUGAUUUAUUUUGUAACUUCAAGUAUUAUUGCCUUAAUGUCUUUUAACCCUGUUACACGCUGCUUGUAGACAUAUGUUAAUAUAGUAAUACUUUUGACAGAUUGUGUUUAUGGACUACUUUUUGCUAACAUUUGAUUACCAUGUAUGCAUUAUUUUGUAUAUGUACAGGGCAAGUAAGUAUAUAAUUUGAUAAAGUUGCAAUCAUAAAAUAUUAACAGAAGAUGUAAGAAAUCUCUGCAUGAUCUAAAUUUUUGUGUACCUUAUUUGUAAGUUAUUUGCCCUGAAGUUUUAGAAAAUAGUUUCUGGGGUUUUUUACAAAAAUUGCUGGACACACACAGCCAGAAUUGCAGGUUAGCAGAGAUAAAGAUUGUAAUGCAUUUUGUAAAUUGUAAGCAAAAGGUUAUUUUUAUAUUAUAUACUGUUUAAUUGUCAGACCUGAUUUGUUCUGGUUUUCAUCUAGUCAUGGAGAUUCAGUAAGUGCCUUGGAACAGUAUUGAAUUCUCUUAGCCUGUGUAUGUUAUUUCAGUGUUUUGAGUUCAUCUGGAAUUAGAUUAUCAAAAAAUAUUUGUAUGUUUCUUAGUAUAUUUGACCUGCCAGUAAAAGAGAAACCAUUUUACAUAAUCAACACUCCUUAGUUUUCAUUUUAAUGUUUCAUCAGUUACAAUCUUUAGAAAGUUCAUCUCUAUCACCUUUUUGUAUAGUAGAAUUUUACAGUUAUAAUAUGGCAUGUUUCUGAUUUUGGAAAACCAGAACACACUGAUAAAAGGACUGUUUCAAUACCACUGUCUUCUCUUACAGAUGGGGAAUACAAUUUAUGUUGUUCAACGACUGUGUAUGUAAGAAAGCAACUUAUAUGAAGGUUCACCUGGAGCCCUUGCAGCCACACUGUAUCUUGGCAAUAUAUUAUGUCAAGAGUUAAUCCUUAUAAGGAUUCCUUACUUAAACUUUUCUGUAAUACAGUCUUUAAAUUAAAGAAAGUAAAAAUCUCACUCUGGGUGUUUUUACUCUUAGGAAGGAAAACUGUGUUCAAAAGCAAAGUGUAACAGAGUGAAGGAUGGCAGUCUGGCUUAGCUUACAGAUCUCGUACUUGAACAGAACACUGACGCUCCGAACCUUAUUUUUAGUAACUACUUUAAAAGUUCUGGCUAGCAAUAAUGCAAGAGAAACAAAGAAGAAUGUUUAGAAAAAAAUGUUCAUUUUAGGUAGUGAAACAGCAUUAACCUGAACUUUAGCUGGAAAUCUACUACUUGUACCUUUAGUGUCUCUGCUAAAAGAGAGCUAAUGCCCUCAUAGCAGCUCUGUUGCAACUUCCUGAAGGGACAUAACUUGCAAUUACUGUCUCUGACUUAGAAUUUAAUCACCAUGUGCUUCAUACAUGUGACAGACUGCUAAGCUGGGGAGCUCUUUCAAAGAACUGUGUGCACUAUAAAUACUUCCCAUGGAUAUAGUUUUGUAGUUAUUCAUUUAAAAAUAAAUAAUUCAAUGAUAUAUGCCAUCUGGGAUAACCUAUAUCAACUAUAAUCCUGAUUUGUAAACAAUUCAGACAUCUGGA
This is a messenger RNA of Cinclus cinclus, 4521 nucleotides long. RefSeq names its product protein tyrosine phosphatase non-receptor type 12 (gene PTPN12). The coding region runs from base 406 to 2715 and encodes 769 amino acids. Gene Ontology annotation, cellular component: cytoplasm; nucleus. The record is from RefSeq and is a predicted model, not a curated record. Gene Ontology annotation, biological process: peptidyl-tyrosine dephosphorylation. NCBI's taxonomy places the organism in Eukaryota, Metazoa, Chordata, Aves, Passeriformes, Cinclidae. Gene Ontology annotation, molecular function: non-membrane spanning protein tyrosine phosphatase activity. The transcript is spliced from 18 exons.